Molecule: messenger RNA, 1320 nt
Organism: Pestalotiopsis fici W106-1
Lineage: Eukaryota; Fungi; Ascomycota; Sordariomycetes; Amphisphaeriales; Sporocadaceae
Exons: 3
Coding region: 1-1320 (439 amino acids)
Molecular function (GO): monoacylglycerol lipase activity
Source: RefSeq, a predicted model, not a curated record
AUGGAAUACACUGGCGGAGGCACCACUGCGGAACACCUUUGUGUCCUCGUACAUGGGCUAUGGGGAAACCCCAACCACAUGAGAAGUGUCGCCAAAGCCUUACGAGAAGAACAUUCGGCCGACAAGCUCUACCUGCUAGUUGCCAAGCGUAAUACGGGUAGCUUCACCUACGACGGCAUUGAGCGAGGUGGCGAGCGCGUCUGUCUCGAGAUCGAGGAGGAACUCGAAACGAUCAAGAAGAAGGGCGGCAAGAUCACGAAGCUCAGUCUCGUGGGAUACUCUUUGGGAGGGCUUGUUGCGCGUUAUGCAGUUGGUCUGCUUGGCGCCAAAGGAAUACUCGACGAGAUCGAGCCUGUCAAUUUUACCACAUUUGCGUCUCCCCAUUUAGGAGUCCGAACCCCACUACGAGGAUGGCACAAUAACGUGUGGAAUGUGCUGGGGGCUAGAACACUUUCAAUGUCUGGGAGACAGCUUUUUACGAUUGAUAACUUCCGGGACACUGGCAAACCGCUGCUCUCAAUCAUGGCCGAUCCCAGAUCCAUCUUCAUGGCAGGGCUCGCCAAGUUUAAGCGCAGAACGCUCUACGCCAAUGUGGUGAAUGACAGAAGCGCGGUCUAUUACACGACCGGCAUUGCCAAGACCGACCCUUAUACAGAUGUUAGCAAAAUCAAGGCCAACUACGUGCCGGGCUACGACGAUGUGAUUCUGGACCCUUCGCAUCCAGUAUCUCCUCUUACGCCCAAGAACGAGCCAGUGAGUCUCGUCUCCGUGAAAGAGACGGCUGUCAGCUAUCUCAAGAACACUCCUGUCAUUGUGUUCUUGGCUGUGUUCAUUCCUGUUGGAAUCAUUGGCUACUUGAUCAAUUCCGUCAUUCAGAAUUUCCGCAGCUCCAAGAGGAUCAAGCUGUAUGAAAGCGGCCAGGAGGGCAUCCAGCCCGAGAACUAUCGUGUGCCUGUCAUGAUCAAGGAAAUACGUGGGGCCGUCGAGGACGUCUACGAGAACUUGAAUAGCUCCCAGCAUCAGCAAUAUCUCGCGCCAUCCGAUUCGGAAGGAGAUGAUUCUGAUCUUGACGAUGGCGAAAGGCGGACUCUCAAACUUGAGCGCAGGCAGUCACAUCCCCAAUGGCCAACACUGGCGUUAGCACCAUGUCAGUUCGACAUGGUGCGGGCUCUUGACGAUCUCGGAUGGCGAAAGUAUCCGGUAUGGAUUCACAAAGUGCGUCACAGCCACGCGGCGAUCAUUGUGCGGUCGGAGAGGCCAGCGUUCUCCGAGGGCUACAUUGUUUUUAAGCAUUGGUUGAAAGAAGAGUUUCUGAUUUAA